This is a messenger RNA of Echinococcus granulosus, 432 nucleotides long. RefSeq lists its product as hypothetical. The record is from RefSeq and is a predicted model, not a curated record. Bases 1 to 432 code for a protein of 143 amino acids. Lineage: Eukaryota; Metazoa; Platyhelminthes; Cestoda; Cyclophyllidea; Taeniidae. The transcript is spliced from 3 exons.
AUGUACAUCACUCCAAUGCAGUGCUUGUGUAUGCUUGUUGGUACUUUGAUGAUCAAAUUAUUCUCCGAUCGGCAGGCUCUUUCCUAUACCACAUCUUUACUUUGUGAUGGUGACUCGACGUGUUGUUUUAGCUGUAUCAAGGAAAUGGUGCACGUGGAUUGGUGUGACGGAGCAGCCCUGGACACAACGCGUCCACCACCUGCAUGUUGUUGGUACUGGAAUUCUGCAGCUGUAGGAAAGAUUAUCGCAAUUGACUGGCUUCCAGGGAUUUUUGGCCAAGCCAAGGUAGAUGACAGAGAUGAUAACCCACGUGGGCUGAUCAAGAAAAGUAGAAGAUCUAGUCUGAAGAAGAUUAGCCGAAGGAAGUUUGUCUUCUUUGCUACUUCCCCCCUCCGUCAACCCUGUGUCAUUACCGAAUCCGAACUGAAAUAA